AUGGAGUGCCUGCCGGUUCUGCUGCUCUGGGGUCUCCCCCAGAUUUGGGCAAGUUCUGAGGCUCUGCGCUCUCCCGGCCGCCCGCUGCGCCCCUCCGGUCCCCACGUUCUGCCCGCGCCUCCGAGCAGCGCCCGCCUCCGCGGCCUCCAGAUCUCGUCCUUCGCCAACGGCAGCUGGACGCGCACCGACGGCUCCGCCUGGCUGGGGGCGCUGCAGACCCACUCUUGGAGGAACGGCUCGGACAUCCGCUUCCUGAAGCCCUGGUCCCACGGCACCUUCAGCGACCAUGAGUGGGCGCAGCAGCAGCAGCUGUUCAGGGUGUAUCGGAGCAGCUUCACCAGGGACAUACGGGCAUUCGCCAAAACGCUGCACCUGGACUAUCCCUUGGAGGUCCAGGUGUCCGCUGGGUGUGAGGUGCACCCUGGAGCCCCCCCAGAAGUCUUCUUCCACACAGCAUUUCAAGGAAGCGAUAUAUUGAGUUUCCAGGGAACUUCCUGGGUGCCCGCCCCCGGUGCCCCACCUUGGGCCGAGACCAUCAGCAACAUGCUCAACAAGGACCAUGAGACCAGGGACACAAUCCAGUGGCUCCUCAAUGACAUUUGCCCCCAGUUUGUCACAGGCCUCCUUGAGCUAGGGCAGCAGGAGCUGGAGAAGCAAGUGAAGCCCGAGGCCUGGCUGUCCAGCGGCCCCCCUCCUGGUCCUGGCCGGCUGCUGCUGGUGUGCCACGUCUCAGGAUUCUACCCAGAACCUGUGUGGGUGCGGUGGAUGCGAGGUGAGCAGGAGCAGCCGGGCACUCAGCAGGGGGACGUCCUGCCCAGUGCUGACGGGACGUGGUAUCUCCGAGUGACCCUGGACGUGGCGGCGGGGGAGGCAGCUGGCCUGACCUGCCGAGUGAGGCACAGCAGCCUCGGAGGCCAGGACAUCGUCCUCUACUGGGAGGGGAGUCAUGCGCCGGUGGGCUUGAUCGUCACAGCGGUGCUGGCAUCCCUCCUUCUGAUAGGCGGAGGCGUAGCCUUCUGGCUUAAGAAGCGCAGAUCUUAUCAAGACAUCCUGUGACUGUCCUCGCCACACCUGCCUGCAACUCAGGACCUCAAGUUCCCAGGACUUCGGUACCCAGGAGCUGAGGGUGAAAGAGAGGUACCUCGAAGAAGCAGAGAACAAUCACAAGCCAGCUCUCAUCAUGCCCCCUUGAUACUUUCAGAGAAUUUAAGCAUACUGCCUGUUUAUAAGCUCAGGUGGUUCUUAAAAACAGAGCUGCAAACUCAGAUGCCUACCAGGGACGAGCAGAGAAGGGCCGACGCGAGGGCUCCCGUGGCCUUUGUUGAAACGCUGGAGUCUGCAGAGACCUGGAAAGCACUUGUCCUGUUCAGGGGAAGCAGGUCCAGCUGCUUGUUGUCAAACGGAAAGUCAGACCCUGGGUUGGCUGUGACCUACAUUUUUCAAGAAAAGCGGAAGUCUGGAUUUUCAUGUGAACGUACCUGAUGUUAAAAUAUUGACUCAAACUUUUACACAAUUCAGGGUGUGGAACCCCAAAUACACCUCUGCUAGUUAAGAACAACUUGGGGGGCUUUCAGUUUGUAUCUUUUAGGAAAGCUGUGGUGAAUGUCACAUUGGCAGUUUGAGGACAUCAUUUCUAUUGUGAAUUUGGAUUUAUAAAGGGAUAUUUUUAUCUUUAAAAAGAAAGUUAGGUCAAAGGA
Eptesicus fuscus (big brown bat) is the source of this 1697-nucleotide messenger RNA. It is a transcript of the gene CD1D, whose product is annotated as CD1d molecule. Gene Ontology annotation, molecular function: endogenous lipid antigen binding; lipopeptide binding; exogenous lipid antigen binding. The record is from RefSeq and is a predicted model, not a curated record. Bases 1 to 1056 code for a protein of 351 amino acids. The transcript has 6 exons. Gene Ontology annotation, cellular component: external side of plasma membrane. Gene Ontology annotation, biological process: immune response; antigen processing and presentation, exogenous lipid antigen via MHC class Ib; antigen processing and presentation, endogenous lipid antigen via MHC class Ib. NCBI's taxonomy places the organism in Eukaryota, Metazoa, Chordata, Mammalia, Chiroptera, Vespertilionidae.